Molecule: messenger RNA, 2544 nt
Organism: Lottia gigantea (owl limpet)
Lineage: Eukaryota; Metazoa; Mollusca; Gastropoda; Lottiidae
Exons: 15
Coding region: 1-2544 (847 amino acids)
Biological process (GO): extracellular matrix organization
Cellular component (GO): extracellular matrix
Molecular function (GO): metalloendopeptidase activity
Source: RefSeq, a predicted model, not a curated record
AUGGCAGCUUUCUCGGGUCAGAAUGGGGAAAAGAGAUCAAGAGAUGGUUGGGGACCAUGGACAGACUGGUCAAUAUGUUCUACGUCUUGUGGUCCUGGCCUGGUUUACAGUCAAAGAACUUGUCACAGAUUAGACGGGAGGAAUUCAUGCCCUGGUCACAGUAAAAGAUACAAAACUUGUAAUUUCGGGGAUUGUCCCAAUUUACCUGAAGAUCCUACCAUAGAAGAAUGUAAAAGACAAAAUAGACAGUAUUAUGGUGGAAAACGAUUUUAUUGGGAACCAUAUAUCAAUCCUCGAACACCAUGUGAACUAUCGUGUAAAGCAAAAGGACAUCAUUAUAUUUAUAAUAUUAAAAGAUUAGCUAAAGAUGGUACAGAUUGUAGUGUUAAACAAAAAGGUGUUUGCCUAGCAGGCCGAUGUAUGAAAGUAGGCUGUGAUGGUAUUAUUGGAUCUGGUACCAAGCUAGAUAGAUGUGGUAUAUGUAAUGGUAAUGGUAAUUCCUGCCGUUUGGUAGCAGGUGUAUAUACUAAAUCACCUCGCUCGAAAUUUGGUUACAAUCAUAUAGUGACAAUACCCAAAGAUGCCAGAAGUGUUAAUAUUUCAGAAUUAACUCGUAGUAGAAAUUUCUUAGCUGUAAAAUCUGGAGGGAAAUAUUACAUUAACGGUAAUAGAAGAUUACAUCGUACUGGUAACUAUCAGAUAGCUGGUACAACAUUUAUUUAUAGUCGUAGAGACGGUGUAGGUUGCCCUGGAGAAUGUCUUACAGCUGAUGGUCCUACAAAUCAAACAGUAGAUAUAGAGGUUUUAUAUUAUCACAAGAAUCCUGGUAUAAAAUACCAGUAUUCACUCCGACAUAAAACACUAGCUGAUUAUAGAGGUAUAGACUCAACAGGACCUGGUAUACCUCUAGCUAAACCAGUUCAUGGUGCUUCUCCUGCUAUAAAUAGUAUACCAGAAGAGGGAAUACCGCUCAGUAAACCAUACGUACCACCAGGAGGUGUACCUCUUGCUAAUCCAGUCUAUGACAGUGGACCAUUUAUUAGAAAAAGUUCCGAUAAUAGAUUGAUUAUCAGGAAUCGUGCUGGACACGGUGAAAUUAUUAAAAAUAACUACGGGAAACAAUAUCCGUUUUACAUUCCUAAUAAAGUUCAGAGUUCUUUAAAUAGUGAGUUACACACCAGUGUGAGUGGAGGUUACCCUAACAAACAAGCUGUACGAAGUUCGUAUGGCAGCAAACCUAUCAAUCAAACAGUAACAUCAAACGAUGUAGGUGAAUCUAUUUUGUUCAAUUCUAUCCAAGAGACCAAUAGUAUUUAUAACAAUGUUCAUGAAGAUGGUAGUGUAUAUUCCUGGAGUAUUUCUGGAUUUACAGAGUGUUCACAACCUUGUGGUGGAGGUGUACAGGAAACAAAGAUAAUCUGUUUGAAAGGAAAAUCUAAAGUAGUUGUUACAGAAGACAACUGCUUUGGACAAGUCAAACCUGCUGUCCAGGAAGUUGUGUGUAAUUUAAAACCAUGUUCUGCAGAUUGGUUUACUGGUAACUGGUCAAGCUGUACUACCAGCUGUAAUAAAGGUACCAAGUCUAGAUUAGUUGAAUGUAGAAGAAGAAUAUCGCCAACAUUAAUACCUAGUGUAUCAGCUGAUCUAUGUAUAGAUAAACCUAAACCUCAAAGAAUUAGAUCUUGUCAGCUUACACCUUGUAUUAGAUGGUCUGUUGGUAACUGGACGAAGUGUUCUACAGAAUGUGGUCAUGGACAAAGAUCACGAGAAGUAACUUGUAUUGAUGGAGAAGGUAUAAAGGUAUUGGAUAAUAAUUGUACCGGACCUAAACCAAAAGUAAAAGAAAUAUGUGACAUGGGGUCGUGUGUAAAAGGCUGGUAUCAUUCAAGAUGGAGCGAAGAGUGUUCACGAACUUGUGGCAAAGGUUACAGAACGAGAAACAUUUUCUGUGCUUCUGACGAUGGUCAACAUCUGUCCAAUAAGAAAUGUUCACCUGCGGAAAAACCUUCUACCAGAAAAUCUUGUAAAAAUAAGAAAUCAUGUGGUGGAUUCUGGUUUAUUGGUCCCUGGAGUCAGUGUAAUGCUACAUGUGGUUACUCUGUAAAGACAAGAGGUGUGGUCUGUAUGAGAGAGUUGCGAAUUGGAGUUUACACAACAACCAACCCAGAAAAAUGUUUACAAGAGAAACCACCUACAGAAGAAAUUUGUCCAGACUUACCACAAUGUAAACCAAUAUGGUAUAUGACCAAAUGGAGCAAGUGUAGUAAAAGUUGUGAUACUGGCGUUAAAAAGAGAGAAGUCAAGUGUUUGAAUGCUGAUUUACAACCGGAUAUGACGUGUGAUAAAAGCAGACGACCAUCAAGGAGACACAGUUGUAAUAAAGAGUCUUGUGAAAUAGCAAGUUUUGACCUUCAGCGAGAUGCUAGUGGUACUGUAUGUAAAGAUCUGUAUAACCAAUGGUGUGGUUUUGUUAGACAAGCUAGAAUAUGUAGUUAUAAAUAUUAUAAAGACUUGUGUUGUAAAUCGUGUUCAAUACUCACAUAA